Messenger RNA from Protopolystoma xenopodis, 645 nucleotides. The record is from the annotation of a GenBank genome assembly. NCBI's taxonomy places the organism in Eukaryota, Metazoa, Platyhelminthes, Monogenea, Polystomatidea, Polystomatidae.
CUUGGUGAUAAUCGAAAUUUGUCUGCUAACAAGAAAGACUUAAUGAACAAGCCAGAUUUUAGUCUUAAAGGGCUUGAUAAAUCACCAAUUCUUGUGUCUUUGCCGAUCGAAGCAAAUCAGAUUGAGACCGAUGCAGACUAUCUGGUAGAUCCUUCGGAACCCAGAGUAUCGGAUGAAUCGGCUGCUGACAAAGAAGCUGCCUUUACAGAAGUUUCACAUGCCUCUUUAAGCUUUAAGUACUCCGGACCCGCAAUCACAACGAUUUCUGAAGCUGAUGCCAACGUGAACGUUAGCCCUAAUAGAUGCAUGGAUAGCAAUGAAGCCUGCAUCACCGGUAGACAGCCUAGCAACGCCAACGCCACAAGGAGAUCUGCCGUUAUGGACAAAACCACUCUUACCACAGCUAACAAGCUUGAGAACUCGAUAAAACCGCAAGUGGCACUGUCUGCCCCAGUUGAUACAAUGAGGUCAGUAAUUCGAUCGAGUGGAAGUAGAGCAACAAAGUCGGAUCGUGAAUCUAUCGGUCGAUUUGGAUCAGCCGGGCCUACAAAGCGUGUAGUGCCAGAGAAGCAACCGUUUAUUGAGCAUUCUGCCGGUUUAAGUCUUAUUCUCCUGUGCUCUGCUUUAAUACUCCUUUCUGUAUAA